AUGGAGCAAGGUGAAGUGUUUAUUGUGGAUGAACAGGAAGGAGAACUAGAUCCGAAUGAUGCAUGGUUGAUGCGCGCUGCAGGCGGUGAGGAGGAAAUUGAAGCAAAUGAACUUCCGAUGGGAGCGGUUGCUGCUGCCCAAGAUGAUGACCAGUUAUCCUUUGAGGAUUCGGAACGCUUUGAGGAAGAUUCUCUGUGUUCAUGGAUGUCAGAUGCUGAAUCUUUAAAUCAGAAUUGGCGUGGAUGGAGUACGACGAGGAAUCCAGCUGCACAAACUGGAAUCGAGCAUACAUUUGGUGACGGAUCAGGUCCAUUGUUACCAAGUUCGUUAUUACGCUUUACUGGAGGUAUCACAUCGCCAUCACAGUCUCGUAGGCAUCCCACAUCUACUUCUGCGACUACAAUGAACCUGAGUUCCCCUGCUUCAGCAGCUAGUGUUUGCGCACAUACAGCAACAUAUAAUAUACGUAGUCUAGCUGAAAUGGCUGCUCGCGUUGCUGCACGGUGUUUCUCAUUCGUAAUGUUGGAGGCGUGCUAUCACGCGAUUUCAGUUGAAAAGAGAAGGAUAAAUCUCAAAAGUGGUAUGAGUGACUGUUCCGUUAUAUUUGAAAAUGCUUUCGCAGAACAUGCUGCAAUUCCUGAUAAAUUUUUCUUGAGCAUAGUGCGUUGGUGUUUUCCUGAAAGCGAGGAGGAUGUUCGCUUAUAUAGCUGUUUGGCAAAUGGCAAUGCCGAUGAGUUUGAUAGAGGAGAGUAUUUGUAUCAAGCAAAUGCGGUUCAUGAUGUUUUCCAAAUAGGUUAUCAUAUUUCCGCUGUAGUGAAUGCAACAGGUGCUUCUUCUAUAGUCACUCCAACAAGUUCAUCAGUUCCUCCUUGUCGUUCAAAAAUGACAUACAAUGUAUCAGUUCGUGUGGACAGAUGUCGCAUAGUAUCAUGUAAUUGCUCAUGUGCUUUCAAGGCAUCAUGGUGUCAACACGUUGUCGCUGUAUGUUUGUAUAGAAUAAAUAGAGUCAAUGAAGUCGAGUAUCGUGUUACCAUUUGGGACUCAAUCAAUGAACUUACAAAUGAAGAAUUAAAAAAAUUGGCCCAAUUUCUUAUAAAUGACCUUCCUCGUCAGUAUUUGCCUGUGGCACAGCGUUUGAUCGAUCAGUUGCGGAAUCCAAAUUCAGAAAUAAAUGCAGCAGUUGGAGCACCAGAUCCAACAGAUGGAGGUCAUGAUAACGUUGCCAUUUGGUGCUUGGAUCAACGUACAUUGCAUGAAAAUAUUCGUCGGAUACUGAUCAAGUUUUGUCUUCCCUCACCGACUGUGCAUUGUGAUGUGCAAUACUUAUCAUCCAAUCAGCCACCUGCAGCUAGUGAGUGGUUGUCCCUUUUUCGACCUCAUAGAGCAAAAGAGCCUGAAGGUUUAUGGAAUCUUUUAUCAAUUGUACGCGAGAUGUUUAAACGUCGUGAUGAAAAUGCGACCAGCCUUUUACAUAUUAUUACCGAAGAAUGCUUAGCUUGUUCACAAGUCUUAAUUUGGUGGUAUCAAACUGCUUUAUCUCAAUCCGGACAAUGGACACUUUGUUCGCCGUCUACCAACAAGUCAAGUUCAUUAAUGUCAAAUCAGAAGACGCCUCAGCUAAACUGUGCAUCACUCUGUGAUGAAAUAGUACAGCUAUGGAGACUUGCUGCUUUGAAUCCACGUUUAUCCUCUUUUGAAAGAGAACAAUUGACUAGUUUCAUACAAAUAUAUCAUCGGAAUGCUGUAGAAAGGAUAUGGAAAUAUAUUUGUUUCUUGACGAAUCCUGAAACAUCAGUAUCAUCACAAGCUGCCGGUUUCAUUAUGUCAGUUGUUGAUCGACAAGGACAGCGACUUUCCGCAGAAAAUGCCCGUUUCACUGCUGAUUUGUUUCCGGGAUUUUUGAGUGCUUUAAGAGCAUGCCAGAUUAGUUGGAAUAACACUAACAUACAAGGAUUAUUGUUUGGAUCAAAUAACAAUAUGUCAGCUGAUGAUUUUCCGAAUAAGUUAAGUCCAAAUAUUCCUGUUCUUCGUCGUCCUUUACGGGUUUCUGAAGAUACUACUUUAUUGGAUAUCAGUACAUCAUUUUACCGCACAUCAGUGUAUACAACCGGGACAAACUACUUCUCACUUCACCAGCAGGCUUCACGUAAAAGAAGGAAGAAGUCUCGCAUUUCCGGACGCCGUGGACAUCAAUUUGAAUUUCAUGAUGAGCGAUCUCUAAUUCGUGCCGUGCGCGCCGCUGCUUGUGCUGCUCGCGAAGCAGCCUUAGGUGAAGAAGUUGAAGACGAUAGUGCUGAAUCAGGACAGGAAAGCGAAGCUGGUCCAUCGGUGUCGCGAAACAACAGCAGGACAAACAGUACAACAAAUCGUAAUGAAUCCGCUGCAACGUUAAGCAAUAUGAACUAUCCAAAAAAUGAUGUUGAUGAAUUAUUCGCUAUUGCACAUGUACAGCAAUCAAAUUGGGAUAUCAAGUUCGCCAGAUGUGAAGCCCUUAUGUCACAUGGAUAUGCACAUCAGGCAUGUGUAAUGGCAGUGGAACUUGCGGAAGAAAUGUUGCGCCGUCCUCCAAAUCUACUUCACCCAGUGGAACAGCGAUAUAAUCCUGAAUUACCUGCAAUGCAGAGGCAUAGAAGAACACGGUUUUCGCAGCCUGGUUCUGUCUUAGAAGUCCCUGUUUUUGAAGUUGAUGGACAACUGAUCGAGAAGUCACAAUUAGCAGAAAACAUAUAUACAAGAACACUUUUUCUGGUUCAAGCGUUAAUGAAGGAGCCAAAAACACAUCGACUGGCUUUUACACUUGCGAUAUCUGUACUUGAAAUACCUCGUAGUCCUGCGGCAAAUAAAUUUCAGGAAGUGAAACUUUAUUAUUUGGAAACAGAGCUGGUUAGCUUGUUAAGAAGAAUAGAAAUUGGUACUCCAGAACUACAAAUAAUCAGAGAUCGAGCGAGGAGAUUCGUGGAAAAUGCUGUUCGUUUAGCGUCUGUACCUCAGCCUUACGUUUUGCCGAUUUCAUUGGGUCAUUACAUUUUAGAUUCCUUGUCAUUCUCUCACAACACUUGUCAGGGACGCCGCACCACAAGCGGCAUUGUAACGAAAAAUGGUGUACAACGACGUCCUUGCGAUGAAGAAUUAGCUAUAAAAGUCGCUUUAGAAGCGCUGGGUAUGAAAUUAGUGAUUUCCGAAGCUGAUUAUUCUAUGCUGUGUGAAAGCACACGACUGCAACGUGGUGAUUUGGCACUCACAGUGCUACUAAGGUAUAAAGAUAAUAUUGAUAAACUGGCUUUAGUACUGGACAAGCUGCUGGACCCAACUAUGCAUCGUAUGUACAAGGAUCAUCAUUCCAAUGCUGCAUUUUUCUUAGAGCAAGAUCCACUUUACAAAAAAUAUUUCAAUGGUCAACGACCGCAUUUCCCUUUCAAGGAUGAAUUUUCUCGUACCGAUUUUACCGAGACUUCAAAUGGUAUUGAAGCAAGAGAAGUUUCUCUACCUUCAGGUCUGUCCGGUGCUGAAACAAGUGUUAUGAUUACUGAAAAUAUGUACGAAAAAAGGGCAAAUAGUGGCAAAUGUGAAACUGAACACCUUAUUAAUACUUUCAUACGUUUGUCGCACGACUCACCUGAUGAUUCAUCAUCAGUAACAUCUGCGAGUAGGCGACGGUCAUCGGAUGAGAGUAAUGAUAGUCCAUAUGACGAAAGCAGCAGCUCAGGGGUUUCAAGAUGUAUUCCUCGUGAUAGGUUGCAUGAAAGUCACUCAGCUUCUGUUGGUACAUCGGACUCACCAUCACCAGCCCAUCGUCCUCCAAAUAUUCUAACUUUGGAUAGCGCAAAUGAAUUCUCUUCAGCACCUGCAGGGCAUCCAGCAGAGUUAAAUAAUGUAUUUUAUCGACAUAACAGACGAAAACCAGUCCCUAGUAUGUCCAAUCAAGCUUCUGAAGGACAAGCACACUGCAUGAUGGAACUUGCAAAACGUCUUCUUCUCGAAGCUGGUGGUAGCCAGAGUACCGUUAUUUUUAAUGCCUCACAAGGCAGUCAAAACAAUCAGCAGCGCAGUGGUCCUCACCGACAGCUGCACAUUUGUUCAUUCCUGAUUGGACUUUAUGCUCUGGGCUUGAACAACUUGUUGUCAGCAAGUUGGCAAACUCGAACUUACAGCACUAAUGUUAGUUGGAUACAUGGCCAAGCGAUCGAAAUUGGUUGUGCGGCGAUCAAAAUUGUUGAACGAGUCUGGGAAACACAUUUAACACCUACAGAAGUCGCUGCAUUGGCCGAUAAGGCUAGUCAGAGUCGUGAUCCAUGCAUGGUUGAAGCUGCCGCAAAACUUGCACUGAGCGUGUUACCAAAGGCAUAUGCUUUAACAGCUGCAGAAAGUCAAAAAGCUUUGCAUCAGUGUAAGGAGCAAAGCUCUGAAAUGCUUGAAAAAGCAUGUCGUGCUGUUGAACAGGCAGCCGAAAAAGAUGGCGUAUACCCGGAAGUGUUGUUCAAAGUUGCCAGGCACUGGUUCGACUUGUUUAUAGAUUCUGAAUCUGUUAGUAGCCCACAAACAAGUUUUCAGAAUGCGAUUCCACAACAACAUCCAACUGGGAUUUCUCAGUUACACAACGACGUUCUGCAGUCACAGGCCCAUGAAACCAUUUAUUCUGCGACAAAUCCACCAGCGCUACAACUUCCUGUUCAGUGCCGACCUGUUCCUUAUCCAGCAGCUUCGUAUCAUUUCAUGCCACCACCCCAUCAUCACCUUCAUCAGGCAGGACCACAUUGCCCUCCACUCUAUGUAUCUCCGGUAUCAUGUACUCAACCGCAAGUUGGAAUUCACUAUUCCCAGCGAGGGCCAUUACCAGUUGGUGCGAUGUCAGUAGUGCCGAGACAACAACCAAGUACUAUUUAUCCUCCGCCUGUGGUUGGUGUUACACCAUCACGAGCCCUACACAUUAGUCAUUCGGCUCCAAAUUUAAGCCCUAUGCAAGCUGUUCAAAUGUCCAGACGCAACCAACCUUUGACUGUUUUGCAACAGCCUAUUUGUCUUGGUGCAGGAAUGACCCGCUGUCAGUUUCCUACCGUAGGGGAACAGUGCAUUCAACCUAUUCCAAUAAAUGAUGCUCUGCGGCAUCUACCUCCGCCUACUUCGCUUGUACUUUGUCAGUCGACCUCGCAACCAGUCACAUAUUUUGGACAGUCAGCUCCUCAGCCUCCAAUGAAUGUUCCUAUUCCAUCACCAAGUGCUUCUGUUGUUGGAGAUCCUCGUAUGGCGAAGCUUGUUCAUGCUCAUCGUGUGGGAAUGAUUGCUAUGGAAACAAUGGGAAGUCGAAACUUGGAUGAUAAUCGUAGCUACGCGAAAUUUUCUCAGAAUCCUGCUUAUGCUGAAGACGUUCGUUGGUUAUUCACAGUGGCAACACGAUUAGGAGGUGUUUUCACCCAAAGUUUUUGUGAAGUAGCAGCUCGAUCUGUUGCAUCGCCAUUCGUUCUUUUUUCAUUAGCUGUUGAAUCAGCAAAGGUCUUUCACUGGCAGAUGCCCUCUAUUAGCUACCAUUCGCAAGCUGUAAUUCACCCUGUCCGGCCUCAGUUAACCACUGGUGCUCCAAAUGUACGGACUAUGCUUCUGCAGAAUGGAUUUGCACCGCCAACAGCCGAUUUAAUGCAGCAUUGCGUUGAGAUGUUCUAUGCCGCAUCCAGCUCUAAGCUUAGCCAUCCUCGUUUUGUUCCCUCAGAUGUUGAAGAGGUCGUUCAACUCGUUAAAACAGCAAAAGAAGCAUUCCAUUGGAUACCAGGGCCGGGGAAAUUAAUGUUUGAAGAUUUCAUGCGACAUGUUCGGAAGCAAAAAGCUUGUAAAAAGGAUGUUGCUCAAAGAAUCAAUGCUUGUAUUCAAAAUACAAACUGA
This is a messenger RNA of Brugia pahangi, 5874 nucleotides long. The record is from the annotation of a GenBank genome assembly. NCBI's taxonomy places the organism in Eukaryota, Metazoa, Nematoda, Chromadorea, Rhabditida, Onchocercidae.